Molecule: messenger RNA, 2854 nt
Organism: Rhopilema esculentum
Lineage: Eukaryota; Metazoa; Cnidaria; Scyphozoa; Rhizostomeae; Rhizostomatidae
Biological process (GO): proteolysis
Molecular function (GO): metalloendopeptidase activity; zinc ion binding
Source: RefSeq, a predicted model, not a curated record
UAAAAGGUCACAUAGUCUAUGAAACCAAACAUUAGACACGUGAACGGCAGAACAUGGCUAGAGGCAUUUAAAAACAGAGAGAGCGUGUUGAGUAAAGCAGAUGUAGGCUACUUUGAGACCGUCACAGUGACUAAAAGGAGCGCUCUGGAACAGGAUCUGAAAAUUGUUGUUCAGGGAAAGAUGAGAUUGACAGUUGUGCUCAUUAUCCUGUCAAGCAGUCUGCAACUAUAUCAAGAAGUUAUAGCAGUAGCAGUCAAGGCCAACCCGUAUGGAAUCAAUAUACCUUACCCAUAUGGAGCUAAAGACCCGCUUGAAAGUCCCCCAAUAUCACGUGAUUUAUCAAUGGGAGACACAAUGCUCACACCGGGACAACUGGAGUCAUGGAGAAAGGGCCUGGAUAUGAGUGGAAUAACUAAAGGCUCUGAGAGGCGUAUUUAUUACUGGCCAAAAGCUGUCAUUCCGUAUCACAUAGACUGCAGUUUGAAAAACAUGCCCCGGGCUUUGGCAGUAAUAGAUGCAGCGAUACUGGAAUGGCAGGCGGCCACCUGCAUUAGGUUUAUUCAAAGGACAACGGAGAAGGAUUACCUUGUUUUUCUUCGAGACAACAGCUGCUGGGCAAGUCAAGGACGAGUUGAUGGGCCUAGUCUAAUAUCAGUUGGCCAUGGCUGCGAGUACCGAAACGUAAUAUCCCACCUUAUUGGUCACGUGGUCGGACUCUGGCAUCCCCAGAACCGGAUCGAUAGAAAUGAUUAUGUAAGGAUAUUCUGGCAAAAUAUUGAUGCAGUUGAGCGUUCCUCGUUCAGGACCGUAGAUGACACAGACGGAUCUUCCGGUCCAUAUGACUAUUCUUCUAUAAUGCAUUAUCCAUGGGAUGCGUUCACAAAUAGCGGCCGCCGGACCAUGCUCGCCUUGCAACUUGUGAAAGGGAUGCCUUACAAGAAGAUAAGUUCCCUUGAUGCUUUACAAGUCAGUGUCCUUUACAAUUGUCAACCCCCAAAGUUUGCUAAAGCAAAGAUAAAAAAAGCACGAAAUAUUCCUGCCUCUCGUGAUCACCUUAAAGGUUGUGUGGACAGAAACAGCCGAUGUCCAGAGUGGGCUGCAGCUGGUUAUUGUGGGAGAGACAGAUUUGUAGACGAAAACUGUAAAACGUCGUGUAAUAUGGGAUGCGGUGAAAAAGUUGACGAUAACUGCAAGGACCAAUAUCAAAGUUGUCCAAUUUGGGCUCGGAUGGGCUAUUGCUCCAGAAAACGGCUAGCGGUCGGUUGCAAAAGAAGCUGUGGAGGCUGUAAGAGAAAAAAGGAGAAGAUAAAGAGAUGCCGUGACAUGGGAAAAGUUUGCGAAAUACGAGCUCGCAAUGGUCAUUGCUCGAUUCCUUGGAUUAAAAUCAAAUGCCAGCAAAGUUGCGAUCCAAGAUGUGCAAAGCGUAAUUCACCACCUCCAGCAAAGAAACGGAAAGAAUGCACUGACAAGUACAUGUUUUGCAAAAGAUGGAGUGCUUUAGGCUACUGCAAAAAGCACAAACGACUGUCAGUGAUUUGCAAGGCGAGUUGCACUGAAGAAUGCAAGAAGAUAAAAACCACACCAAGACCAACAACAUUACCACCAUAUGCUAAGAAACUCGAUUCUUUGUCUGUCCUGACUUUAAGAGCCUCAUUUCCAACUGAUACAGGCCGAGGUUGGGAAUUCGGAAAAGGAAUACUGUGUUUCAAUCGAAACUCGUACUGCAAUUCUUUGCCACUAAAAAAGUGUGAAACAGAUAAAUGGAUGCAAGAAAAUUGUGCAAAAACAUGCAAGUUAAAAGAAUGCGAUGAUGUUAUAUAUAAACCAGCAGAAAAAUGCGCAUAUCCCCUUGGUGUAUCGUACGGUGGAAUUAAGGGAAGGUUACCUGAUUCAGCCUUCAGUGCAUCUUCGCAUUUUAACUACAAUAUGUGGAAGGCAGCUCCUGAAAAUGGUCGAUUGUAUCUAACUGACGACCCCAAGUCAAAGAAAAUUGGUGCAUGGUGUGCUGCAGGUAGUGGCAAAGGAAGCUGGCUGCAAGUAGACCUUGGGAAGAACAGGACAAUUGGCUACAUUGCCACACAAGGGCGUGACAAGUACUACGAAAAAGUCCGAGAAUACAAAAUUGCAGUAAGCUUUGACGGGAAGAAUUUCCAGGACUACAAGGAAGAUGGAAAAGUCAGAGUUUUUGAUGGAAACUGCGACCACUUCACGCCAGUCAUGAAUAGAUUUCGAAGUCCAAUACUCACAAGGUUUGUGAGAAUAUAUCCAACGAAAUUCAACUUUGCCUGCCUAAGGAUGGAAUUAUACGGCUGCUGAUGUGGAGAGUGAAAGAAUACACUUGUAAAUAAAUGUGAAUUUAGCUCACUUCAUAACUACAAUGAAAAACUCGAAUGCAUAGAACAAAUAGUUUAAGCAAACACAGGCACAGGCGAUAGGCCUUCCCAACAUGCCAACUUCUUCCAUGUGCCAAACAUCAUUUUCUCUUCAGUUUGCUUCACUGACAGGUGCAUCCCAAGACCGAUGACAAGAAGCAGAAGAUGCAGCAACUCGCUGCCAUCAAUAUUUGUAUUAGUUUCCGCUGAGUCUGGGCAUAGAAUGAUUUGUUCGAAGUAUGUAAAGUAAACAUGGAAGUAAGGAGAAUAGGAGAUAGUGGUAGUUCUGUCGUAAGCGUAAACAUGUUUCGUAAAAUCUUGAAAUCCAGUUUAUUUUCAAUACUGUUGUUUUAAAAUCAUAGUAUGCAAUGAAUGUAACAGCGCAUUUUGCAAGGGGUGGCCUUUAAAGGGAUCUAUCGACAAGAGUUCAAUAGUAUUUUGUAAAGUCUGCAUCUCAGAGAGAGGCCAUUUAAUAAUAAAAA